Molecule: messenger RNA, 1965 nt
Organism: Vitrella brassicaformis
Lineage: Eukaryota; Vitrellaceae
Source: the annotation of a GenBank genome assembly
ACAGGCGAUUCUCCACCAGCCUCUUCCUCUCUCCGGCGACUUCAAGCGUCAGGUGGAGUGUGGCGGAGUUGUCCUUGUCCGUCAGUGCGUCGAUGAGGCGGACAAACGGUGCCCGCCGCGCCCCUCCCUCCAACGCACCCAAGUCCUCCCGGUCGACAGCUUUGUUGAGCUUAUUCAGACGCGCCUUCUCGAUAACAGCCGCCACGAAGCUCUCCUGCCUUGUCCGGUCGUUGGCCUUCCUCACUGCAGCAGUGUCACCGUCGGCAUCGAUAUCUCCAGGGCACGGCCAGGUCUUAAAGGCCACCUCCUGCCCGUCCCUGAUGCCCUUGAACGCCCAAGCGAAGCUGCCCUUUCCAUAAAUGCGGAUGGCUCUAAAGUUGUGAAAUCGGGUGGGAAAAAAGUUUGCCCCCGUCUCUGUCCCCAAUUCUCGAAUUCUCGACGCACUCCCUUCUCCUCCCGGAAACAAACGCCGAGUCCAGAGGCUGAGGCUGUAGAGAAGUGAAGGCCAACAAUUGCCCUGUGUGAAGCCGCGAUGAUUUCACCAUCCAUUUUGAGUAGCUGUGCAGCCUAAGGUGAUGUUCAUGAUGGAUGGAUGGAUGGAUGAACAUGCAUCCAUCGCUCAGUGGUGACUUCUCCUUGACUACAUCGUGCUUGAGUCCUCAACCGUGUCCACGCGCAAACAUGCAUUAUAAAACCACGUGUGCCGGCCGGCAUGCGAGAAGGAAUGAGAUACUUGUGAGAUACACAGCCAGAUAGAUAAAUAGAUCCAUUUAUGCACACAAGGAGAGCAGAACGACACACCGACCGACAGAAUGAUGAAUAAAGACGUGCUUUACCUACCCACCCAAACCCUCCAGACGCGAGGCGAAACGACGUGGCAAAGUCAGCAAAGAGCUAAGUGAAAGGCUUCUGGUGCGAUGAGCGGCUGUGCUGCUGCAUGCGACCCCAUCAGGAAUGGUCUUCUGCUUCGAUCGGCCACAACCGAGACGAAAGACCAUUGCCGACCAGGUGGCAACAUCACACAGUCGCACACGCGUAGACAGACCUGAAAACGACACCAAUUACCAGCGAACACCAUUAUUCAGCCACCCAGCGCCUUUUCCUCUCUCUCUUAGACAAGAAACCGGCAAUACAGACAGACCCCCAACCCAUUUGGGCAAACAUCAUGCAGACAGGGAUGCUUCUGCCCUCUCCCUCCCUCCCUCCCUCUCUCCCUCUCUCAUCUACCGAUCUACCGAUCUACCAGAGCCCUCUGCACUACUGCCCAUCUACCUUGCCGACUGGUCUAAGGCUCAUUUCUUCGGGGCGCCCACGUAGCGGGGGUUCUCGUUGGGGCGCGUGUAGGUGCCUGAUGGUGUGAGGAGGGGAGACCCAAACCUAUGUAGCAGGGGUGAGCGUGUGGUUUGUUUGUUCCUUUGUUCCUUUGUCCUUCUGUCUGUCUGUCUGUCUGUCUCCCUGUCUGUGUGUCCAGUCAGCGUAAGUACCUCCAGUCUGGUUGCCCUGGGCGUCCUUGGUGCCGUGGUAGGUGGAGCCAUUGGCGUUCUGGUAAUAGUAGGAACGGUUCACACCUGCACACACACACACACGUGAUGGCGACACGCUCUGUGUCUGGCCCCGCAAUGUGCACUCACUGCCUACCCUGGCCAUCGUAGUUGUCGUAUCGGUACGAGCCGCCCUGCGCAUUCCCGUCACCCCUGCUCGACACAGAUGUGCACACACACGACAGAAACACGCAAGGUCAACAGCGUGUGCCGGUGCCCUGCGCUUGCCUGUCCGUCCACCGAUUGCCCUGCACACACGCAUGCACAUGGCGAAGUCAAGAUGGAUGAAGAGAAGACGGAUCUGGAUGUGCGCGUGCCUGAGCGUUCCAGCCAGAUGACUUGUACUGAUCUUUGCCCGACAUGCCGACGCAGAACGCAACGGGACACGAACGAAUGCUCUCCCCAACCGCUUUUUCUGGUCUCC